AGCGGCGGAGCGGGGCGCGGAGAUCGGAGCGGGAUGGCAGCCCUGGAGAAUGCCUCUCUCCAAGCCUGCAGCCUCUCGGAGCAGGAAGAGGAAGAAGAUGCUCUCUGGGAGAAGAUAGAGAGCGCACGGCACCAGCUGACCCGCUCCCUGAACCCUGCAAAACUCACCCCGUACCUGCGCCAAUGCCGUGUGAUAGAUGAGCAGGAUGAAGAGGAGGUGCUCAAUUCAUGCCGAUUCCCUUGCAAAAGCAACCAGACAGGCUACCUGAUGGACAUCCUUCGGCGCCGGGGGAAGCGAGGCUAUGAAGCCUUCCUGGAGUCUUUGGAGUUUUACUACCCAGAGCACUACACACGACUAACAGGGAGGGAACCGGCCCAGCGCUGCUCCAUGAUCCUGGAUGAAGAAGGCCCCGAGGGGCUAAUGCAGUUCUUGCUGGUGGAAGUGAAGAAGAUGAGGGUUCAGAGGAAAGAGCACCUGCUGAAGGAACAUCAGCUCCAGGCAAAGAACCAAACCCUGGAGCAAGAGCAAGCCCGGCUGGAGCAGCGACUGCAGGAGCUCCUGAAGGUGCAAGAGCGUUGCCAGCGACUGCGGGAGGAGUGGGACUCCAACAGUGUGGAGCUGCUGAGGCUGAAGGAUGAGAAUUACAUGAUGGCCAUGCGCUAUGCGCAGCUCUGUGAGGAAAAGAACAUGGCUGUGCUGCGGAGCCGUGACCUGCAACUGCUGGUGGACCAGCUGAAGUGCAAAGUCACCAGCCUGGAGGAGGAGUGCAGCCUGCUGAGGAAGCAAGCGACUACCAUGCCCCAACGGGAUGCAGAGGAGCGAAGCCACCCUGACGCUAUGUCUGAACUGUGGGCUGAGAAUCAGCGGCUGACGGCAUCACUGCAGGAGCUGCAGGGCAUGCUGCAGACUCCAGGCGAGGUCCCAGUGCCAGGCUCUGAGCAGAUCUUGCUGGACAUCCUGGAGCACGACUGGAAGGAAGCCCAAGAUGACCGACAGGACCUCUGCCAGAAACUCAACUCCCUGCAGAGUGAGCUGCAGUGGGCUGAGGAGCUGAGGGAUAAGUACCUACAGGAGGUGGAAGACCUGCAGCUGAAAUAUCGAACGCUGCAAAAGGACUGCGAUCUCUACAAGCACCGCAUGAACACAGUACUGCUGCAGCUGGAGGAGAUUGAGAAGGAGCGGGACCAGGUGAAGUGCUCUCUGCCUGCCAGCAGAAUCAGGGCUUUUGGCUUUGCUCUGGGUACCUCUCCUUCCCCAGCUAUCCAGAGCCGAGAUGGGGUGCAGCUGCAAUACUCCCAGAGCCUGAUUGAGAAGGAUCAGUACCGCAAACGUGUGCGGGCCCUGGAGGAGGAGAGGGAUGAGCUGCUGAGCAAGCUGAGCCGGGUGGAAGGGCUAAACAGCACGCUGGAAGCACAGCUGCAGCGGUGCCGGGGCAACCGCAGCCUGGGCAAGAUGUGCAGCUCUUCCUACUCCCUCUGCUCCAACCUCAGCAGCACAUGGAGCCUUGUGGACAAGCCUUCUGACCUAACAAGUGGACUCACUGACCCGCUGGAUGUUUCUGCCAUCACCUUCCCGGGGGACUCUGCCAUUCAGAGCAUGGAGGGGACUCCUGACAGCGAGAAGGACAUCAACCGCCUCUCUACCUUCCCCUUCCCUCCUUGCAUUGGCUCCAUCCUUCGGCGGCAGCGCGAAGAUAGGUGCAUACCCUACAAAAGCUUGUCCUGUGGCUCCUUUAGCAACAUGGAAGAUACAACAGGCAGUGGUUUUGUUAGCAUCCCACCUGGGGCCUUCUCCUCCUCUUCCAGCAGUACCUACACCAGAGUGAAGUCAGAGACCUGCUUGUCUAUGCUUACCAGCCACCAAGAGAUCUCCAGGAGGUCACUGGUGGUGCAGCUCACGAGCAUGGGUCACCCCAGCAGCCUGUCGCCCCAUGAGAAGAGGCUGGGAGCAGACAUCUCCAUCCUUGGAGGGAACAAGACGGGGAUUUAUGUCCAGUGGGUCAAGCCAGGCUCAGAAGUUGAGAGCACAGGACUCAGGGAAGGGUGCCGGCUCAUUGAGCUGAGGGUCCCAUCACUGAAGGAAGAGGUGCUUUCCCUGGAGAACUGUACACGUGAGGUUGCUUACCUGAGCCUGCUGCAUUGGGAUGAGCCCUCCAGCCUUGUCUUCCAGCUAGACCUGCAAGGGUACCAGCCUCUGCAGGAAGCCCUGGAAGAAGGGAAGAAGUUUUCUGGAGACUCCUUCUACAUCCGUACCAACCUGUCCCUCCUGGAGCCAUCAGACCCUUAUGCACUAUGUGUCAAAUGUCGGGAGAUCCUCCACGUCACAGACACCAUGUACAAGGGCCGGCUGGAGUGGUACUGUUCCCGUGUUGAUCCCUUGACCAUGCGGGACUUGGACAAGGGGACGGUGCCCAACUACAGCAGGGCACACCAGCUUUUGAAGAUCCAGGAGAAGGUCCACAUACCUGGGCAGCAGAAGGGCCACAGAAGUAACCUAAAGAAACGGGCCUUGGACCAACUGCGCUUGGUGAAAUCCAAACAGCAGAAGAACUCAGAACAGCCCUGUCAGCAGCUGUGGCUGGACCCCUGCUCAGACCCAGACAGGAGACUGAAGCCUUACAGCCUGGUGCACCCUGUGGUGGUCAAGACACCCCGUCCCGUGGUGCUGUCACCCAGCUGCAUCGCAUCACGGCUCAUCAGGAACCUGCUGGACUUGCCCACCUCUCGCCUGAACUUCCACGUGUGCCCAGCAGAGAAGCUGACAGAAGGGAACCCCAGUGCUGCCCAUGUGCAGGAGCCCCCUGUGUCUAGAAAUGCCCCCCAGGAUCGAAGGGAGAACAGUCAAGUCUGCACGAUCCAGGAAGCAACGGAGAAGAAUAAACACUGCCUGCUGGAGCUGGGAGUUCAGAGUGUGAGGGAUCUAAUUAAACGUGAGAUAUACCCCAUUGUUAUCCACGUUGAGGUCACUGAGAAGAACAUCAGGGGGCUCAGGAGCUUGCUGGGGCAGCCAGGCCAACGAGACGCAGAGGUGCUGAAGGCAUGCCGUGGUGCUGAGAGGGCUCUCCAUGCCCUGCCCUGCUCCUGGGCCCGCGUGGAACCCCAUGCCUGGAGCCACGCAGAAGAACUGCCCAAGGUGGUACGGGGCUGCAUCUUCCAGGAGCAAAACCGCCCGCUGUGGGUUGAGGAUGGUGAUGACUGAAUCAGGAGGUACAGAGCCUUCCCCAGGAGUUGUCCUUCAUGUAGCAUGUCCUCUCUCUCCAAGGGGAAGCCAGCAGUAAUGGGACCAAGUAGCAUUUAAGGUCCACUUGAAGCUAUGAAGAGUUGGGGACGUAAUGAAUGCUGACCCACGCGCCUGAGCUUUCCAUAUUUGAUUGGAGAGAAGUCUUCCACCUUCUUGCUGGACAUCUCAUGGACUGUUCCCCAUCACCUUGAGCCUUUGGCUCUGGUACAUGGUGAGACCGGGAACACGAGGAAAACAUGUGAGAUGAGGUUGAUCAGGAGCAUAUCUCAUUUGUGCACAGUUUAGUGCACUAAAACCCUUCUCUCAUCACCUCUAUUUUCCCUUCUCUACCUCAUCUCCUGCCCCACGGAGUAGGAAACACAGUUUGUCUGCAGAAACCCUGCUGCAGCCAUGACUGACACUAAGUUUGCAACCAACCCUCGUUUUAUGGGAGCUGUACUCUUUAUUGCUUGUAAAUUAUUAAUGGGCCCUUUUAUCGGCAACCCGUGUGCAAAGGAGAAUUAAAUACCAUUCAUAAUGGGAAUGGGAGGCUGGCUGCAGACUUGCGUGUUAAUGGGAAGGCUUGGAUGAUAUGUGGGCAUGUUUUUCUCCUGAGACACAUCUGCCCAGCCCUGUAGGGGUAGAAGACAGCAUUGCUGUUGUAGGGAAGCAAGAGGGACAGGGAGAGGAUAGGUUGAGCGUGCCACAGGCUGGGCUUCCUCAUGUUUCUUCUAAUCCCCCAUUUUUCAGCUGCUUCCCUCUCCCCAGUGCUGAAGGUGCUCUAGUUCAGCCAAGGAGAAGCAUAGAAUCACCAAGGUUGGAAAAGUCCUCUAAGAUAAUGUAGUCCAGCUGUCCACCUACCACCCAUACUUCCCAUUAAACCAUGUCCCGAAGUACCACAUCUACAUGUUUCUUGAACACUUCCAGAGAUAGUGUUUACACCAUUUCCCUGUGCAGAUUGUUCCAGUGUCCAGCCACGCCUAGGGAGAAGAAAUUUUUCCCAAUAUCCAAAUUACAUGUUGAGAAGGUUACUUGGUGUCUGGCUGAGGUUCCUAGAGCUUCAAAUCCCUCUAUAUCCUGGUUAUCACAAAGUGAAAAGCCAACCAUCUUGUCCUUCUCAUGGACAAGGUUAAGUAUUUGAAGGAUAGAUGGUUUCCUGAGCCAUGCAAAAGGAAAAUGGGGGCUGUGGCUGUGGGAAUCUCUAUGGUGCAGGAGACCGGGCAGUGGGCUGGGGUCAACGGGAAAACCAAUGAGCCACCAGCACAUACAGACUCUAGAUCUCCAUAUCCUCCUCGCCCCUAUGAUUAGGGAACUGAUACUGCUAUGCACUUCUGAAGUUCCAAGUAAAGAUUAACUUGCUGAUCUUCAUGGGUCCCUUGUGAGGUGUUAUUUCAGGCUCUAAAACAGUUGUCUCUGUCUUUUAUGAGGACAAGAGUGAAAGGGGGGAGGAAAGAAAAAGAAUACUUUAACCUGCAGUCACUUAAAUGUAGAGCAAAGUCCCAGAUCUGCCCUGGAGCUGUGCAGCUAUGGAGGGGAUUGGUGUAAAGGGGCUCCAGCCAGGAGGUCCCCAGUGCUGUCCCCUCCAGGGGACCAGCCCAGGCAUCCCAGCACUGUCA
Molecule: messenger RNA, 4835 nt
Organism: Centrocercus urophasianus (Greater sage-grouse)
Lineage: Eukaryota; Metazoa; Chordata; Aves; Galliformes; Phasianidae
Gene: CARD10
Product: caspase recruitment domain family member 10
Exons: 21
Coding region: 34-3198 (1054 amino acids)
Biological process (GO): regulation of apoptotic process
Molecular function (GO): protein binding
Source: RefSeq, a predicted model, not a curated record